Actinia tenebrosa (Australian red waratah sea anemone) is the source of this 2896-nucleotide messenger RNA. RefSeq lists its product as uncharacterized. NCBI's taxonomy places the organism in Eukaryota, Metazoa, Cnidaria, Anthozoa, Actiniaria, Actiniidae. Gene Ontology annotation, cellular component: Prp19 complex; U2-type catalytic step 2 spliceosome; U2-type catalytic step 1 spliceosome. Gene Ontology annotation, molecular function: protein binding; pre-mRNA binding; U6 snRNA binding. The record is from RefSeq and is a predicted model, not a curated record.
AUGGCGGACAAACGCCAAGAAGAAAAUAGAAUCGAAAACGACGAAAUAACAACAAAAAGACACCGAUCCGAUCCUUUACAAGGCCAGCAAACUGAUUACUCAGAUUAUUCAUAUCAGGUAUGCGAGGCAAGAGGGAAUUGGAUGUCGUUAUACGACACUACGAGUGGAUACUUUUAUUACCAAAAUACCAAAACUUUUCAAACUCAAUGGGAAAAACCAACAAACUGGGACAACUUACCGCCGGUUUUUAACCCUUGGAUUAAAAUGAAACAACCUCAGGUGAAUUAUCAGUUACCUCAGACCAUUACGGAAGGAAAAAAUGAGACUAGUAAGCCUAAGUUAACAGGUAAAGACAUUGAAGACAAGCUAGAGCUUUUGAUGAAAAGGCCAGCUAGAAGACAGGUGGACUUGGACGAGAAGAAGAAAGUACAUUGGAUACCAGAGGGAACUACUGAAUAUAAUAUAUGGUAUGAUAAAUGGGUUGGAGAACACUGGAGGCCUGAUGGAGGGCCUGCCGAGACCCGCUGUUGCAUUGACGAUGAUGCUGGUUAUACCAAAGCAAAUGUCUUGGACCCAAAGACAAACAAGCAUUAUUUUUGUUUAUACUUUGCUAAAGGAUGCUGUCAUUUGGGUAGUGAAUGUGGGUAUCUUCAUUCCCUACCUGUAGACAAGGAUGAGAGAAGAAUUGGUUUAGCACUCGAUUGCUUUGGUCGUGAUCGGCAUCUGAACCACAAGGAAAACCUAGGUGGAGCCGGAUCAUUUGAAAAGGAAUGUACUACGCUUUAUGUUGGUGGUCUGGGAAACCGUAAAUCAGUUGAAGAAGAUCUGUGGGAAGAGUUUGGUGAAUGGGGAGAAAUAGAGGAUAUUAGAGUCAUCACAAAACUUAAAAUUGCAUUUGUAAGAUACAAGAAUAGAGUCAAUGCCGAGUUUGCAAAGGUUGCUAUGGCAGAUCAAAAAUUAUCCAAUAAAGAUUUAUUGAAUGUGAGAUGGGCUAAUGAUGACCCAAACCCAAGGGCUUGUAUAAAGGAACAAGAGAGAGCCCAAAACAAAUUAUUAGAAGCUGCAUAUGACAGAGGAAUAAUUCAGGAAUUAGAGUCCCGGGAACAGCCUGUAAGAGGUGAAGGGAUAACAGCUCCGUACCCCAACACAGACCAUCAAUACUCUGAACAUGAAUACUGGACAUGGUACCAACAAACCAUGGGUACUACUGAUACCACAAGUCAUGAUUAUCCACAACAUACUACUGGUGUGACACAGAUAGAGUCUACUGGGUCAAUGACACAGCAACACAUUGAACAGACUCAAGCUUUCCAAGAUGCAUAUGAGGAUUGUUCUCGCCUGGAAAGAGUUUUUAGAACAAUGGAUUCAGCCAAAGAUACAGGCAAUCAUGGUCUGGUCUCAACAGCCAGUGGAGUGAAUAAUACUCAACCUGAAAAUAAAAUCAAUUGCAAUAGUGAGACAAAAGACAAUAUGAAUAAGCAAGUUGAUACUACUGGCAUUGGUGAUUUAUCAGCAUCACAGAAGUCCAAGAUGUGUGUUAAAGACCCAUACAGAUAGUAUCAAGUAAGGAGGCUCUUGAGUUACUAGCCUACAAAGCAACAUUACUGCGUGGACAUGCUAACUGGGAUGUCAACCACUUGAAGAAAGUUAACCAAUCACGACAGAGUGAAAACAAAGCAAUCAAACUUGAACCAAUCAGGAGCAUCAUACGACACAGCCUAGAUAUCCGAGGGAAAAUAUAGACAUUAUCAUCAACUGUGGGAAUGAGUGAUUGUGAUUGGCUACGGGCAAUGUGAUACUGAUUUUACUCUCCUGAUUGGCUUAAGUCUGUUGUAUCUUCAAUUUUGUUCAACUGUCCCAGUUAGUAUUUGGAUGGGGAUGCAGGGAUAUUGGGAGCCCUGUGGUGGUGUGCAGGAACGAGGUAGAAGGCUUGUUUACCCAAACAAAACCACCAUUAUCACAGGAAUCCUAAUCCUAAACGAUAAUAGAACAAUAAGAACAAUAAUAUUCAGAGGUACCUAAUAAAAAGUAGUUAAUUGACUUACCAUUAGCAUCAGACAUAAAAACAGUGUAAAAACCCCAUUUGGUCACUCGUAUUUAUUGCUUGAAACUCUCAUUGCCUGGAACACUCUGUCCUAAAAAUCCUGCUCAAUCCAAGCUUGAUGCUAGAACAAUGGAAGACUGGACUUCAGUUGACACUGCAGCUAUAAGUAGAUGAAAUGAAAAUAAAGCUGGUUUGCAUAAUAACAGUUUUCUCAUUUCAAGCAUUGUGUCAUUCUCUUGAGAUUACGAUUCAUUGUUUAAGUUGGCAGCCAAUUCAAUGACACUGUGAAUUUUCAAGUAUAGCUAGAAAACAAAGAAAUGAUACUCAAGGGAAUGAGGAGGGAAGAAGCAUUUACUCUAUCAGGGCAGCAGCAAGUGCAGUAAUUACUUGAAUGUUUAAAACGUUUAUGAUUUUGCCUUUGAGUGACUGUUCAGUUUGUAGUUUACAAGUACUUUUGCUUGUGUUUUUAUCGGUCCACAAGUUAAAAAUGCAAACACAAAUAAUAAAUCAAAUGAAAAAGUUUCCAUCCUUGCAUUUGAAUUGCUGUAGUUUACACAUAAAUUUGCACCUAAUUUGUUUGCAUUGCUCAUGUGAACCAGGCUCAAGUCACCAGAUCCAUCAGAAACAAUUUUUUCUUGAAUUACACAAUAAUAUAAAUUUUAACAAACCUGUUUAAGCAUCACUUCCUCCAUUAUGAUCUGAGUAUCACAAGACCAGUUAUUACAUAAUUAUGCAGUCUGUGUCGACUUGACCAACCAAUUUUAGUUGGUGGACUAUAAUAUUAUAUUCUUCCAGUUCCCUUUGACCAACCUAGAUACAAAAAGACAAAUAAAAUUAACGUUUAAUUUCUAA